Messenger RNA from Linderina pennispora, 1385 nucleotides. RefSeq lists its product as uncharacterized. The record is from RefSeq and is a predicted model, not a curated record. Lineage: Eukaryota; Fungi; Kickxellomycota; Kickxellomycetes; Kickxellales; Kickxellaceae. The coding region runs from base 115 to 1080 and encodes 321 amino acids. The transcript has 2 exons.
GUGCCCGGCAGUGGACAUCUGGGCGACAGCAUUAACGCGAUUCCGUUUGCGCGGCCAAAGUCGCCGGGUCCUGGAUCUCCGCAUCUGGCAAACAAUGUUUUGCCUUCGUUCUUGAUGGGCAAUGCCCAGGUGUCAAAGUCGCCUGCUCAGCCAGGCUCACCAGGCUCGUUCUUUGGCGGACUUGGAACGAGUCAGCCUACUGCCCUUGCUAGCAGCGGGUCGACCCCUGCGCCGCAGCCCACGAUGAUUUCGCCGCGCUCGACACGCCGGCUCAGCGGAUUCGGAUCCAACGACAUGCUCUCUGGCGCCUACAAGUCUCGCAAAGACAGCGCAAAGGAAGCGGCGCCGCCGGAAGAUGCGCCGCCAGUAAUAAUGCUUGAUGAUGUGGACUGGAGUGGCACCGCGCAGGCCAAGGUCAAGGCGCUGGCACGGCACAAGGAUGAGGCACCUGCAGCGAAGAGCACGGGGCGCGAAGAGCCAGAGAUUGCCGAGGCGCCUAGUGCUGACGGACCAGUUACCAACGAGCAGCUGUACGAUAACCUCACGAUUCGGUCGGUGAUGGUGCUUGACCUGCCCAAUAACACCGAGUACGGCGUUUACAACUCGUUCCGCGAGUAUGGCCGGAUCAUGUCAUUCACGGUGGUGCCGCAGGGCAAGACCAGCACGCUAGCGCUGCUAUACUCGGAGCCAUGGCAGGCUCAGCGCGUGGUUUCGCUAGCCGACUGCGAGGGAAAGCUGCGUGUGGGACCCAAGCGUAAAGUGCGCAUUGACUGGGCGAAUGCAGAGUGCGUGGAUCACUUGUUCAUGAAGCUGUACCCAGACCGCCAGCUGCCCUUUGAAGACGAUGCGCUGCCUCCCAACAGCACCGAUGAGGGGUCGCUAUCACUAACUCAGCGACUGCAGAUGCAGACGCCUCGUGCUCGGAGAGCCGCGCGGAUGGCAUCCAUUAUGAACGGACUCGAAGUAGCUCCGAGAAGGCUGGCACAUGUGGCCAGUGCAUCUGUGGUCAGGCAGCCGCCCCCGCCAAAGCCGCGAAACGGAGUAUUUCAGACUGCCUUGGAUCUCAUAUUCGGCUGGUAGACAUGGCCAUCCGGGCGGUCUCUUUUGCUCAGCUUGCUUUUCCAUGUAACCUAGCCCGCUCAGUAGUGGUCCAAGAUUAUAAAACCCGCAGCUUAAAACUUUUAUCACUGAUAUCCGUAGCACAUAGCCAUGUGGUACUCUUGUAGCACGUGCAGAACUAGACUUCGUUUAUUGUUCUGCUGGAUGUCUAUUGGCCUGCCAUAUGAUCGGCUCAUGUAUGCGGUGUUUAGAUAUCCUCGAUCCGCACCAUGCUAUUGAUGCCCAAGCGGUCAUAGUGGUGAAAUAAGAUGUAUGACAAACACGCA